UGUUGGAACCGGGUAAGUGCAUGGAAAAAGAAUUGGAAAAAAAUCCAGUGUAAAGCUCAUCCUCAACUAAGCAUUUCAUUUGUGCACCGAGACAUGCAUUCAAAACUAUUUCUCUUCCAGUUGUUUGUUGUCCUUCUUAAUGAUCCUGUCCAUGCUUUUACAAACGAGACAGACAGGCAAGCUUUGCUCGCCAUUAAACAUCAAAUAAACAGUGACCCUUUUCAUGUCUUCAACUCCUGGAAUGCUUCUUCUCAUUUUUGCAAAUGGCAAGGAGUUACAUGCAGUCGUCGUCAUCAAAGAGUGACAGUUUUGAACUUAGAGUCACUGGACCUGGUGGGGUUGUUGUCUCCUCAUAUUGCCAACCUAACAUUUCUCAGGAAGAUUCAGCUUGGAGAUAACUUCUUUCGUGGCAUUAUUCCACAAGAAAUUGGUAGCCUGGUGCGCUUGCGUACUUUCAAUCUUUCUGGUAAUUCUUUUCAGGGUGAGCUUCCCUCCAAUUUAACCCACUGUUCCAAACUUGAAAUCAUCCACCUACUUUCUAACAAUCUUAGAGGAAAAGUUCCAGCAGAGCUUGGUUCUUUGCCUGAGCUUUCUUGGUUGAUCCUUUCCGAGAAUGAUUUUACUGGAUUUGUACCCCCUUCGCUUGGAAACCUUUCCUUUCUUACAAAUCUUUCUCUAGCAUUCAACAACCUUGAAGGAACUAUACCUGUUGAACUUGGACGCCUCUCAAAUCUAGACUUCCUACAAUUGACUGGGAACAAAUUGUCUGGUGAGAUUCCUGUCUCUCUUUACAACACAUCGUCCAUAAUUUUUUUCUCCGUUGCUUCCAACUUAUUGCAUGGACAGCUUCCGGCUGAUACGGGUCUGACUCUUCCAAAACUAAAACGGAUACUUGUUGGAAGCAACCAACUUUCUGGUCCCAUCCCACGAUCUCUGGUUAAUGCUUCAGAACUUACUUUCAUCGGCUUGAGCAAUAAUGCUUUUACCGGACCUGUGCCAUCAAAUUUAGGAAAACUCCAAAACUUACAGGGCUUAGAAAUAGGAGGCAAUCCACUUUCUGAUGACAGAAACAAAGAAGGCGAUGACUUGGCAUUUUUAAGGUCAUUAACCAAUUGUACAAACCUAAGAGUGCUGCGAGCAACCAAAAAUGGGCUCAAGGGUGUGAUUCCCAAUUCCAUUUCAAAUCUCUCCACCAAGCUUACUGCGUUGAGACUUGAUCAAAAUCACUUAUCUGGCACCAUACCUCCAAAGAUUAAUAACUUGAUUAAUUUAGUGCUUCUUGCAUUAAAUGAUAACAUGUUCCAUGGAAGCAUUCCAGAUUCCAUUGGAGAGCUUAUCAAGCUGCAACGUCUCGAUCUUUCCAAAAAUAGCUUCUCUGGAAAAAUUCCAACGUCUAUUGGCAAUUUUACUUCGCUAAAUACUCUUAUUCUGGGCGAUAACAAGCUGCAGGGAGAGAUACCAAUUUCUUUAGCUAACUGCAGUCGGCUACAAGGUUUAGAUCUUUCACUCAAUAACCUGACAGGUCCAAUACCUGUCCAAGUCAUUGGUCUUUCUUCUCUUUCUCUUGCUGUCUACCUAGCUUCAAAUCACUUCACUGGUUCAUUACCAGCCCAGGUGGGAAAUUUGAAAACUCUUGGGCAAUUAAAUGUUGCAGAGAAUGAGCUGUCUGGAGAAAUUCCAAACACUAUAGGAAGUUGCUUGAUGUUAGAAUAUCUACACAUGGAGGGCAACCGUUUUCAGGGAACUCUUCCUUUGUCGUUUGAGCAGUUGAAAAACUUUCAAAUCCUAGAUCUUUCUCGCAACAAUUUAUCUGGGCAGAUUCCGCAGUUUCUGGAGAACUUGUCUUAUAUUUCAUAUCUCAACCUCUCCUUCAACAGUUUUAACGGUGAAGUCCCAAAUAAGGGUGUAUUUAGGAAUAUGAGUAAAUUUUCGAUUUUGGGUAAUCAUGAACUCUGUGGAGGAAUUGGGGCUCUCCAAUUACCGCCAUGUCCAAUGGUUGACUCAAACAGAAAGAGAAAGCAUAUUGCAACCAGAGGUGUCGUUCUCAUUGCCUGUGGAACUGUCUUUUUCACUGUGUUAUUGGCCUGUGUUUGUGCCUUCUUCUACCUUAGAAGGCGGCCCAAACAGGAACCUUCAUCUCCCUUGCCUAUGGGAAUCCAUUAUAUGGAACUUUCUUAUGGAGAACUUUUUAAAGCAACUGAUGGGUUCUCGUCAGCCAAUCUAAUUGGUGAAGGAAGCUUUGGUGCUGUGUACAGAGGAAUUCUUGAUUCUGAUCAAGAAAAAUCUGUUGCCAUUAAGGUCUUCAAUCUUCAAGAACGAGGAGCAAAUAAGAGUUUCUUAGCCGAAUGUGAGGCUUUAAAGAACAUCAGGCAUAGGAAUCUUGUCAAGAUCAUCUCUUGUUGUUCAAGCAUAAAUUUCAAAGGUGAUGAUUUCAAAGCUUUAGUUUAUGAGUUCAUGCCAAAUGGAAGUUUGGAAAGUUGGUUGCAUCCAAACUCAUUAGAGCUCCAUGAAUCACGUAAACUAAACUUGCUUCAGAGGCUGAACAUAGCAAUCGACGUAGGUGCUGCAUUGGAUUAUCUACACCAUCACUGUCAUGCACCGAUUAUUCAUUGUGACCUGAAACCAAGCAACAUCCUUCUUGACAAUGACCUUACAGCUCAUGUAAGUGAUUUUGGGCUUGCAAGACUGCUUUCAUCAGCCACCACUACAACAUCCUCUCAGUCACAAACAAGUUCUCAGGUGUUAAGAGGUACACUUGGCUAUGUAGCUCCAGAAUAUGGUAUGUCUAGGGAGGUAUCAGUGCAGGGUGAUGCGUUCAGCUAUGGAAUAGUCCUUCUGGAGUUGUUUACAGGGAAGAGACCUACAGAUAGGAUAUUUACUUCCAACCUCAACCUCCAUGGCUUUGUGAAUAUGGCUCUUCCUAAUCAGGUGCUGCAGAUUGUUGAUCCCCAACUCAUACAAGAAGAAGAAACUGAGUCAAGUGGUGGCAUUCAUCGGGGAGGUAGAGGGAAUAAUGCAAAUCUUAUACAGAAGUGCCUGGUAUCGAUGCUCGGGAUUGGUGUCAUUUGUUCUGCUGAAUCGCCGAGAGAUAGAAUGGAUAUUAAAGAUGCUGUCAACAAGCUUCAUGCGAUAAAAAAUUCAUUGAUUGGCCCUGGAAGGGGGUAAACAACGAGAAAGAGAGAAGAGACUCCAGCCUUUGAAGACAGAAAAAUAUAUUUUGAUCUAUCCUCUGAUUAAUGCAGAAUCAGAACUGCAAAAUCUGUUGCUUCAUUAAAAAAGAUUUUUUUAGUGGCAGUGUAAAUUUAGUGGUUAGUUAUAAAACUUUUUAAUGACUUGUCAAUAAACUAAAUUCCAAUA
Molecule: messenger RNA, 3357 nt
Organism: Manihot esculenta (cassava)
Lineage: Eukaryota; Viridiplantae; Streptophyta; Magnoliopsida; Malpighiales; Euphorbiaceae
Product: probable LRR receptor-like serine/threonine-protein kinase At3g47570
Exons: 2
Coding region: 94-3165 (1023 amino acids)
Biological process (GO): protein phosphorylation
Cellular component (GO): plasma membrane
Molecular function (GO): protein binding; protein kinase activity; ATP binding
Source: RefSeq, a predicted model, not a curated record